AUGCCCUCUUCCACCGACAACGUUCCCCAGCCGCAACAAUCCAUGGAGAUGGUGACCCCACAGGACGCCAUCAUCUCCCAGCAGCCUACAACUGAGCCACAGCCCGAGAUGACGACCGAAGGAACAUUGCGCGGCGGCUUCGUCGAGGAGUGCAGCUGCUGCUGCUGUUCAGAGGAGUGCGCUUGCUGCUAG
This is a messenger RNA of Neurospora hispaniola, 192 nucleotides long. RefSeq lists its product as uncharacterized. The transcript is spliced from 2 exons. The record is from RefSeq and is a predicted model, not a curated record. Lineage: Eukaryota; Fungi; Ascomycota; Sordariomycetes; Sordariales; Sordariaceae. The coding region runs from base 1 to 192 and encodes 63 amino acids.